CCAGCAGGGACCCCGGGCCCCCGUUAUCCAUGAAAGUGCCCCUGCUCCCGCCCCACACUGGAGAAUAGCCCCGCUCCCGCCCCGCUUUGGAAAACACCGCGUCUCCUGCUCCAUGCUGGAAAAUCCCCACCCUCCUGCCCCCCGCUCCUGCCGCCGCCCGCAGGCAGCCCCCCCGAGCAGCCCCGGCACCCCCCGGCUCUCCCGGCAGCAAACACCGAUGCUGCGGGCACAGCGCGGAGUGGAGCGGGCCCCGCGGGCUCUGCCCACGCUUCAGGCACGGGGGGACGGGCGGGGGGGUCGGUGCCGCUCGGUGGGGGGGUCAGGGAGCCGCCCCCCAGCAGCGUCAGUGCUCCCAUCCCGCAGCAUCGCCCGGAGCAUCGCCCGGAGCAUCGCCCGGAGCAUCGCCCGGAGCAUCGCCCGGAGCAUCGCCCGGAGCGCGGUGGCUGCGAUGGGUGACAGGGGGGCUGAGCAGGGGGCUGCGAUGGGUGACAGGGGGGUUGAGCAGGGGGCUGCGAUGGGUGACAGGGGGGCUGAGCAGGGGGCUGCGAUGGGUGACAGGGGGGCUGAGCAGGGGGCUGCGAUGGGUGACAGGGGGGCUGAACACGCCGCGCCGACGGAGCUGGAGGAGAUCGUCAGCAGAAUCUCUGAUCUGAACAAAUGGAGAGAAAUCUUUAGUUUCCGUGGCUUGGAAAUCAACAAUACAAUUCAUCAGCGAGGCCGGGGCAGAGCUGGCGAUGGAUCACCCGGAGCUGGGGAGCCCCCGGGGCCGCAGCCCCCCUCUACCGUCCCCCAGCCCCUCCUGCUCCCUCCGGGCACGGGCGGCCGCCCCCUCUCCCCGGACGCGGCGAUGGGGCUGCAGAAGCUGCUGUUUGGGAACACAACCCCCCUGUUCAGCUGCGAGUGGGCAGCAGCACACUUCAGGUUCCGCCAGCCACACUCUGACCUGGCCUACGCGCUGCAGGCAGGAAAGGGGGGAACGAGAGCUGUUCUGAUGGCUGUACAAGCACACAUCAUCACAUACCUGCUCUUCACAAGAGACACAGAAUAUACUCACCUGGACAGGCUGUGCCGGAUCGGGCGGCGGGAACAGGGGCAGGCACUGGCCGUGGCCCUGGCAGAGACCCUGUGGGCAGCAGGAGGAGGUGGCAGAGCCGUCGUCUGCCUCACCACCACAGCUGGCCCCGCGAUGCCCCGCGCAGGCUGCAGAGCAGACGCCUUCACGGACAGAAUCCGGCUCUUUGAGUUCUCGGAGAAAGCUGCAGCUCAAGAGUUCAUCUCCCACCACGUAAACUGUUUCAGGUGUGAAGGAAGCCACGGAGUGAUCCUAUUUUUAUACAGUUUACUUUUCUCUAGGACACUUGAAAGGGUCCAAGAGGAUUUGGGUGACACAGCUCCUCUGCUGAACGUCAGUUCUGGAAAUGUCACCUGCACAGAGGCCGUGCUCAGCCUCCUCCUGACGGGACGGGCGAGCCCCCGGGAGCUCGGCGGUGGGGCCGGGGAGGCCCGGGGGCAGCGAGGCCCGGUGGGCUUCCUGCGCUGGGAGCGGGCAGCGGAGCGGCAGGUGAGAGGCAGGGGCCAGGGCAGAGGGACCGCGGCUCCCCUCGGGCUCACAAGGCUGCCCUGCCCUGCCCUGCCCUGCCCUGCCCUGCCCUGCCCUGCCCUGCCCUGCCCUGCCCAGGUGAGCCCCGCGCUGCGCACCCCCCGCCUGCCCGUGUGGCUGUGCGGUGUCCCCGGCAGGCACGGCGUCCUCUUCGGCACCGACCCCCGGCUGCUCUCCCACUGGAGAGCAGAGAGGCUCUUCCACCUCCACUUCUACAGCGGGCAGCAGGAGCAGACCCGGACGGCACACCUGACGAUAGACACUCACUCGCAUCACUGGGAAGAGGCCCCAAGUGCAGACGCCUGCAGCCCAGGGAAGAGGUGCCCAGCCCUGGAGAUGGCAAUCAGGACCAAGUGGGCAGGUGCCACCGUCAGCUGGAAUGGGACAGACCCCUUCUUCUGAGGAGUGAGCAGGAUGGACCCCUGCUCCUGAAGAGUGCUGGCAUCUCCCGUGUGCUGCCAACUGCACUGGUCACUGCAGCAUGGACAAAAACACCUCCCCAGAUCAAACAGCCCUUGGUGCACUGAGGGGCCGCCCUGUUCACAAGGCAUCACACCCACUGAGGAAGCGUGUGCAGGUGAGGAACGGUCACCAGCAACGCUGCCCCACCACACACCUUUUCCAGGGGGUAGGAUGCUGCUUCCCAUGACAGCUGGUAGGAAAAGGAAAGAGUCAACCCCCGGCACGGCUGCCCAGGGCAGUGGUGGAUCAUUCUGGCAUUUGUGAUUCAGUGAUUUUACUGCCAUGCCAAAUCCUGGCACCCUGCAUCAGCCUGGCAAGCACGGGCAGGGCACAUAACUUCUCACUCACAGUGACCACUGUCCACUUCCUUCUUCGUUGCCAUCACUCAAAGAAGAUCUAUUAGUCAUACCCUUAGUGCUAAUGUACAGUUGCUAAUGACAACUGCACUGAGAACAAUAAACCUUCUGCAAGCAAUCCAGAA
This is a messenger RNA of Pseudopipra pipra, 2543 nucleotides long. It is a transcript of the gene MINDY4B, whose product is annotated as MINDY family member 4B. The record is from RefSeq and is a predicted model, not a curated record. Lineage: Eukaryota; Metazoa; Chordata; Aves; Passeriformes; Pipridae. The transcript has 12 exons. The coding region runs from base 113 to 2002 and encodes 629 amino acids. Gene Ontology annotation, molecular function: cysteine-type deubiquitinase activity; K48-linked deubiquitinase activity. Gene Ontology annotation, biological process: protein K48-linked deubiquitination.